AUUCUUCAUUGGACCUCUACGACCACCACACAGUCAGUCAUGUUAGAUCGAACAGAAAGUGAAGAUAAGAUGCCACAUCUACUAGGAGUUGAGUGGGCUCCGCUCAAUAUUCCGUUGGCUCGGCGUCUUCAAACUUUGGGAGCACUUCAUUUCUUCUUCAUCACUCUCUUCACACCAGUACUCGUUCUCACCGUUCCAUUCUACAUGUUAUAUACCGUACUCUGGCCUUUGAUCUUUCUGUAUGGGCUUUGGAUGAUUUACGAUUGGAAUUCACCAAAGAAGGGAGCCUAUAUGAGCAAUUGGUUCCAGAGACAAAGAAUUCAUUCGUGGUAUGCCAACUAUUUUCCAGUCAAAUUGCACACAACAUCUGACAUGCCAGAAGAACAUAACUAUUUGAUUGGGUACCAUCCGCAUGGAAUAAUUUCAAUGGCCGCAUUCAUCAACUUUGCAACAAAUGGAACUGGAAUUCUCGAUACUCUUCCACGAAUUCGUUUCCAUUUGUGCACACUUGUUGGUCAAUUCUGGACUCCGUGGAGACGUGAGUGGGGAUUGUUGCACGGAAUGAUAGACUGCAGUCGAGAAAGCAUCAAGCACGUUUUGGAGCAUGAAAAGAAAGGAAAAGCAGUUGUAUUGGUGGUUGGUGGAGCUGAAGAAGCACUUGAUGCACAUCCAGGAUGCCAUAUUUUGACUUUGAAAAAAAGGAAAGGAUUCGUGAAAAUUGCCCUGCAAACUGGAGCUCAACUGGUUCCAUGCUAUUCAUUCGGUGAAAAUGAUAUUUUCAAUCAAGCCGAAAAUCCAAAGGGAUCAACAAUUCGACAGUUCCAAACGAUAAUGAAAAGAGUCUUGGGAUUCUCCCCUCCAGCAUUCUAUGGGAGAGGAGUAUUCAACUAUACAUUUGGUCUUCUUCCAUUCAGAAAACCUAUCAACACUGUUCUCGGCGCUCCAAUUUCAGUGACAAAGACAGUGAAUCCAACUCAAGAACAAAUCGACACACUUCAUCAGACAUACAUGGACCGUCUUCAUGAGCUUUUCGAGGAGCACAAGACAAAAUACGAUGUCUCUCCAACUACACAACUUGUUAUCAAUUAAAUAUUAUCUAUUUAAUCACGUUUGAUGCACUUUUCUCAUAUUUACAUCUCUAUUAUACCUCAUUCUGCAAUUUAGUUCAUAUUUUCAGCCAAUUUUUCAAUAUUACGAGUUCUCAUGUCAAAUAUCCCCAUCAGAUUCAGUUACUAGUUCAGUUAUUUUUAAUCGAUCUCUAUUAUAAGUUUCGACACAGUAAAGAUUAGUUUUUACUCACC
Molecule: messenger RNA, 1301 nt
Organism: Caenorhabditis elegans
Lineage: Eukaryota; Metazoa; Nematoda; Chromadorea; Rhabditida; Rhabditidae
Gene: K07B1.4
Product: Acyltransferase
Exons: 3
Coding region: 40-1089 (349 amino acids)
Cellular component (GO): endoplasmic reticulum membrane
Molecular function (GO): acyltransferase activity, transferring groups other than amino-acyl groups
Source: RefSeq, marked reviewed